UCUCUCUCUCUCUCUCUCUCUCUCUCUCUCUCCUCCUCUUCAUCUCUUCUCUGCAGGAGAACCAUCCAUCCUCCGGUCAGACGGACACCUGCCUCUCCUCUCUGCCUCUUUUCUCUCUCGCCUCAUUCUUUCUCGGAGCACCGGACCAUCCGCCACACAGCGGCUCUCUCAGCUCCCCUACCCCGCUCAGAGUGCACGGAGGGCGGCCAGCGGACGAAGUAGCGGUCGGUGUGAAGCCUGGAUGUAUUGAUUGGAUGUAUGGACGCAGUAUCACCUUGGGAGGAGAGUUCAUCCUGCGAUGUCUGACCUCUGACCUCUGACCUCUCUGAGAGACGCCUCUGAGGAGGGAGGGAUGGACGGAGGAGAAGAGGGGGAAGCCUCCUCCGAACCGAGGAGAGACUCGCCGAGGGAAAGAGAAAGAGGAGAAACCUGCAGACAAAAUGGCGUCAUCAACACCCAGCGGCUGUCGGUUUACUCCACUCCGCAGUAUCUGUGUCCCGAUACGAGCGGGGGGGGAGGAAGCAACCUGGACAGAGGAGGAAGUAGGGCUCCCCCUCAGAUCCUGAACCCCAGCGCUCUCCACCCCCACCAGAUGGCAGCGUCUGCGGCGCCCGGCCUCCUCCGAUACCCGGAGAGCGUGCUGCGGGCGUGGGGGGAGGCCGGUGGCAGCGGGGGCGACUGCUGCGAGACGACGUUCAUCGAGGGGCUCGGCCCCGACGCCAGGGAGGCGCUGCUGAUUGACGGGAAGUUUCUGGAAUUUUCUGGCGAGGACGCUCAGAUUCCCACACUGUCGUACGACAUCGACGACGAUGGCGAGUUCCAGGAGCUCGAGAGUGAUUACUCCAGCGAAUCAGAGAGCGAGGAUGCCUUCCUGUUGAUGCCUCCCAGCGAUCACCUGGGCCUCAGUGUCUUCUCCAUGCUCUGCUGCUUCUGGCCGCUCGGCAUCGCCGCCUUCUACCUGUCGCACGAGACCAAUAAGGCAUCGUCUAACGGAGACUUCCACGCUGCGAGCUCUAGUUCACGGCGUGCUCUCUUCCUGGCUGUGCUGUCCAUCACCAUCGGGACGGGCAUCUACGUGGGCGUGGCUGUGGCGCUCAUCGCCUACUUCUCCAAGAACCACCGCUGGUGAUCCACAAUUUACCCAUCAGGCACCGGGGGACUGUGUUUCUGGGAGAAGUCUCAGGCGAGCAUUUCCUCGGCCGGUUGGACCACUUCCUGUCUGUGGCGGCCGUUUAACUCCAGAAACAUAGCGAGAUGUUUCUACGCGGGGACGGCACUCCGUUUGAGAUUCUGGAGUUUUUUAGGACUUUAAACCAAUCAGAUCGCACGGAUCUCUGCGAGGAAUUGUGCUUUUAACGAGACGAGACCGUUUGUUUUUCUGUCUCUGAUGGAUCCGGUUUGUUUUAAUGAACAUUUCCAGCGUGAUUGUUUGUUUUUAUUCAAAUUCAAAUCCUGAAUUUAACUUUCUCUUUUACACUUUUAUUUGUUUUGAUUUUU
Molecule: messenger RNA, 1497 nt
Organism: Sander lucioperca (pikeperch)
Lineage: Eukaryota; Metazoa; Chordata; Actinopteri; Perciformes; Percidae
Product: synapse differentiation-inducing gene protein 1
Exons: 5
Coding region: 353-1129 (258 amino acids)
Biological process (GO): synaptic vesicle clustering; positive regulation of synapse assembly
Cellular component (GO): synaptic vesicle membrane; postsynaptic density membrane; excitatory synapse
Source: RefSeq, a predicted model, not a curated record